This is a messenger RNA of Canis lupus familiaris (dog), 7349 nucleotides long. RefSeq names its product dual specificity tyrosine phosphorylation regulated kinase 2 (gene DYRK2). The transcript is spliced from 2 exons. The coding region runs from base 1801 to 3387 and encodes 528 amino acids. Gene Ontology annotation, cellular component: nucleus. The record is from RefSeq and is a predicted model, not a curated record. NCBI's taxonomy places the organism in Eukaryota, Metazoa, Chordata, Mammalia, Carnivora, Canidae. Gene Ontology annotation, biological process: peptidyl-serine phosphorylation; peptidyl-threonine phosphorylation. Gene Ontology annotation, molecular function: protein serine/threonine kinase activity; protein serine/threonine/tyrosine kinase activity; ATP binding.
CGGGCUUGGGAACAAAAGCAGUGGACAAGCCUGUACUACUUUUAUAUAUAUACUCAUGGACUUCCUGAUUCCAUUUUUAUAGAUUGUUCUGCUUUUGCCUUCGAAUGGGGAUAAAAUAACCUGUCCAGCUGCCCUGACACAAGUUCACUUAGCAUCAUUAUCAUCUGUGACUUUAAUAAAAGGGUUUGACUAGAAGUCUGAGAAGUAAAAUCCCUCUAUCUGUGAAAUCACACUUCAGACAAGCCCAGGGACUGUACUGUCUUCUGCUUUGUUUUAGAAGCAAGCAGAGAGAAAACUCACUCCUCAAAUAAUCACUGUGCGGGCGGCGUGUCAGUUAAAGAAAAUUCAAAGGUCUUGGUCUGCUACUGAGAAAUUUCAUUUUGGAAUCGAGGUGAUUCCACACCACUUCCCAAGUUGCUGAAUUAACACAUACAAACUGCUUCUACUCCUUGGGUAGGACAUAGAGCCCCGAAGGUAGGCUUCAGAAAGGGAGAAGAGAAAAAAUAGUGACGGCCAAAGAGUUCAGCUAAUCGGUUGUAAGCUUCUCAAGGGCAGGGAUGCUACCACUUGCGUGGCUAGACCUUAGCUGAUACUGGUUGAGCGGAUAAGAUGGGCUGGAGGUGAGGAAUUGAUCGUUAAGGUUUUAUAUAAAAAUCACCCAGCAGGAUGCAUUAAGUCUUGUGGGGUGGUUGUCUGAGGCUGGUGAGGAUUCCGAACUGAGAGGGGAUCCUGGCUGCCAGUGCUCGCCCCUCCCUCACAUCUUUGCAAUAAUAAUACUUGAAAGAAAUCCCCAGCAGAUUCUCAGUGGAAGGCCGGGGGCCCCUUGGCUUGCACCAUCAGUUUUGUUUAGACAGGAAUGUUCAGGGAUGGCAUGUGUGCCUGAAAUAGAAGUCGCUACUUUGUGUUCCUUGUUGGAAAGCCGGGUAUCCCAGCAGCCCACAGAAAUACAUUGUGGAGAGAGCUGAGCCAUUGACCAAAGGAAGGCCCCAAACUGUGUGGUGGUUGGUUUGUUGCGCCGAAUGGCCUUAAAUGGUCAUCACAGUCAAUGAAGCCCAGACAUUUUUAAAAAUAGAUUAGGGAUUUACAGGAUGCUACAGUGCGUAUCUACAUGGGAAUCUUUCAAGCCUGAAAGUGCAUACUUUUUUUUUUUUUUUUUUGCCAGCGGUUCAUACAUUCUCUCCUAGGUGUGGUCAGUUUUCCAAGGAGUAGAGGAGGCCGAGGAGAAUGAAGAUGCUAGUGUUUCCACACAGAGCUAGCUAGACGUUGGAGGAAGGGUAGUGAACAAGACAGAUGUGGUCCCUGCCCUCGGGGUAACGAAGAAGCUACUAACUGCGGUGAGAAGGAGGUUGUAUUCCGGAGGAGGGGGAGCCAGCACACGACUACCUGUUCAUGCUCUCUGCAUCCUGUUUCACUGGGUGCUGUGUGGGUUGAGUGGAACACCUGUGCUGUGCCAGGCCCUGUGCUGAAUCUUAGGUAGAGGCUAGCGAACAAGGCACAGAGACGCUCUCCGCCUCCGUAGGGAACUGCUCGGAAGAUCCUGGAUAUGUACAGCAAACUGCUUGUCUGUUAGGUGUAAGCGCUCGUGGGGUCUUUUUUUUCUGGAUCCCAAGUUUCGUAGCCUUACCAAGUCGUGUAAUCUUUUUCCUUUAUCAGAGGUUGUCGGCGUCCUGUCCACUCUCCCCAUCAGGGUGUUCGUGAGGUCCCUCCUGGGUGUACAGCUCUUUCCAUUUAGAGCAACUGACUCUGACUGGAGAUUCAAACAAACCGGAUUUCGUAAAGCUUGGCGGCAGUAAGCACACAAUGAAUGAUCACUUACACGUCGGCAGCCACAGCCACGGACAGAUCCAGGUUCAGCAGCUGUUUGAGGAUAAUAGUAACAAGCGGACAGUGCUCACGACACAACCAAAUGGGCUUACAACAGUGGGUAAAGCGGGAUUGCCGGUGGUGCCCGAGCGGCAGCUGGAGAGCAUCCACAGACGGCAGGGGAGCUCCACGUCUCUGAAGUCUAUGGAAGGCAUGGGGAAGGUGAAAGCCACCCCCAUGACACCCGAACAAGCAAUGAAGCAAUACAUGCAAAAACUAACCACCUUUGAACACCACGAGAUUUUCAGCUACCCUGAAAUAUAUUUCUUGGGUCCAAAUGCAAAGAAGCGCCAGGGCAUGACAGGUGGGCCCAACAACGGGGGCUACGACGAUGACCAGGGAUCCUACGUGCAGGUGCCCCACGAUCACGUGGCUUACAGGUACGAGGUCCUCAAGGUCAUUGGGAAGGGCAGCUUUGGGCAGGUGGUCAAGGCCUACGACCACAAAGUCCACCAGCACGUGGCCCUGAAGAUGGUGCGGAAUGAGAAGCGGUUCCACCGGCAGGCAGCGGAGGAGAUCCGGAUCCUGGAGCACCUGCGGAAGCAGGACAAGGACAACACCAUGAACGUCAUCCACAUGCUGGAGAACUUCACCUUCCGGAACCACAUCUGCAUGACGUUCGAGCUGCUGAGCAUGAACCUCUACGAGCUCAUCAAGAAGAAUAAGUUCCAGGGCUUCAGCCUGCCUUUGGUUCGCAAGUUUGCCCACUCCAUUCUGCAGUGCUUGGAUGCUUUGCACAAGAACAGAAUAAUUCACUGUGACCUUAAGCCCGAGAACAUUUUAUUAAAGCAGCAGGGUAGAAGUGGUAUUAAAGUGAUCGAUUUUGGCUCCAGUUGUUACGAGCAUCAGCGCGUCUACACGUACAUUCAGUCCCGUUUCUACCGGGCUCCGGAAGUGAUCCUGGGCGCCAGGUACGGCAUGCCCAUCGAUAUGUGGAGCCUGGGUUGCAUUUUAGCCGAGCUCCUGACUGGUUACCCGCUCUUGCCUGGGGAAGACGAAGGGGACCAGCUGGCUUGUAUGAUUGAACUAUUGGGCAUGCCCUCCCAGAAACUGCUGGAUGCAUCCAAACGAGCCAAAAAUUUUGUGAGCUCCAAGGGUUAUCCCCGUUACUGCACUGUCACGACACUCUCAGACGGCUCUGUGGUUCUCAACGGAGGCCGUUCCCGGAGGGGGAAACUGAGGGGCCCACCAGAGAGCCGGGAGUGGGGGAAUGCACUGAAAGGGUGUGACGAUCCCCUUUUCCUGGACUUCUUAAAACAGUGUUUAGAAUGGGAUCCUGCGGUUCGCAUGACCCCUGGCCAGGCUUUACGGCAUCCCUGGCUGCGGAGGCGGCUGCCAAAGCCUCCGACAGGGGAGAAGACGUCCGUGAAAAGGAUAACCGAGAGCACUGGUGCUAUCACAUCCAUUUCCAAGUUACCUCCACCUUCCAGCUCAGCUUCCAAACUGAGGACUAAUUUGGCACAGAUGACAGAUGCCAAUGGGAAUAUUCAGCAGAGGACAGUGUUGCCAAAACUUGUCAGCUGAGCUGAGUCCCCUGAUGCUGGUAAUCUGAAAGAUACGACGUUGCUGAGCCUUACUGGGUUGAAAAGGAGUAGCUCAGACCUGUUUUUAUUUGCUCAAUAACUCAACUCAUUUGUAUCUUUUCAGCACUUAUUUUAAUGUAAGAAAGUUGUUCAUUUUGUUUUUAUAAAAUACAUGGGGACAAUGCUUUAAGUUUUUAUACUUCCUGAAACUGUUUUUGUGUUCUAAAAGUAUGAUGAGCCUUACUGUAUCUAGUGUGGCAGAGUAAUAAACAUCAGUGGCAGGCCAUUGAUUACUUCAUGACUGCUGCGCAUUUACAGAUUGGUGUCAAAGACAUUCACUGUUUUUAUGGUUCAUAUUAUAUUCCCCCCCUCCCCCGAGGUGAUUGCUCCCGAAGGUCCCCUCCCCCCCCAGCCCCACCGAUGCUCCAGGUUCACACACAGGAGUAGCAUGUCCUGCCUCCGUUUCCCCUAAGUUACGUGGGUGGUAGUGAGGGCGGGAGGAGAACAGUCAGGACAACACUGACGCUCUAAAGAGAACUGCACGGUAGAGACUUUUUUUCCCUAAACCAGUGGUCAAACAGACACGACAUCCCCAAGUUCAAAUGCCCACUUAGCACUCUGACUUUCUAAAAGCUGGCCAAGCACACCUGGGUGGAUAAAUGGAAACGUGUGUGUUCCUUCACAUUCUCUAAUACGAUCAGCAAGCUGUUUUGUAAAGAAGCCUCAGAUCACGGACUUGGUUUUGCACCUAAAUAUAGAAAUGUAUUCCAUGAACUGUUUCUCCUCUUUGCUUUUCUCCUCUCUGUUCCUCUUUUACCACACAUCUGUUGCUUGCAUUUAGGUGUUUUUUUUUCCCCCUUCAAAUAUAUAUCCCAGACUGUUAAUACAGAAGAGAGACAUUUCAGCUGUGAUUUUUGACCAUUGUUUCAUAUCCCAGUUUAAAAAAGAACAGCAGCCUGGCUACUUAAGGUGGGGAUUUCCACAGUUCCAAAGGUCUAGCAAAUUAAAGUGAGUUCACACUUUGCAGGUGUCACUGUAAGGUUCUCUUAGCCUGGGAAAGCAUCAACUCUUUCUUUAAAAAGAAAGAAGGCUGAAAAUCCUCUUGUUGAACAGAAGUCAUUGUGACUGUUCAAGGAGACCCGUUUUAACAACCAAUGUAAAGGAGGAAAAGUUCAAUCUCAAGUUAAAUGGUUUGACUUUCUUGCAUCAUUAGAAAAAUCACAAAUUGCAUUCCUCUGUUUUACUUUCUUUUGGAUUGCACUGAUUGUUUUUUGUGGGAAUGACACUUUACCUGGGAAAGUAACUGAGAGUUAGGCAAAAGAAUAUUUUCGUCUCUGAAUAAUAAUUAUUUUCAAAGUGAAAAAUUCAGUAUUUUAUCACUAAUGUAUGAGCAGUGAUAUUUAUCAAUUUCAAGGCACGUGGAAGAAAUUUUUUUGGUAUGUGCAAUUUAAUAUAGAAAGAUUUUGCCUGUUUGGAUAAUAGGUUUUGGGUAGUAUAAAUUAGGAUAAAUACUCUUUUAUAUGCACAGAUACUAUUGUAUUGCCUGUAAAUUGAUUUACAAGUACUUAAAGCAUGGUCCCCAACGAGGCCAAGAAAGUUUCCGGUUAAGUUCUUUUAACAUUAGUCCUACAGUUUCUCUUACUUUAAAGAAGAAAAGAAAAAAAAAGUAGUUUUUGGAACAAAACACUUAUCUUGAGGCUUUGUCAGUUGGUGGAGAAAAAUGCUCAGGAACUAUUACAGAUAUUUGCCAAAAAACAGUAAUAAGAUUAGCUUAUUAGUAAGAUAGUGAUGUUGAUAUUUGCUUUACUAUUUAAGGGUGUCACUGAUAAAUUAAUUUGUACUUCUGUAUUUAGAAAUUAUAGCUUCUUUCCCCUAGUCAAAUUCUUUAGCAUAUCGUACACAUUUCUGUGUAAUCUGUGGAAGUGCAAUAAUAUGUUAGUAACUUGCUUUUUAAAACGAUGCUCAUGUGACGAUACCCCAAUCAGUGGCUUAUAGAAUUUAAAGAUUGUGUAUUUAUUAUUAAAAUUGUGACUUGAAGGCAUAAGAAGUAGAAGACUCAGUAUGGUGGCUUUGUAAAACCGUAAGCCUCUGAAUGAUGGUUAGCUUCUUUAGGUCAUUAAAAUAAACCCAUAAAGGCUGUUUUUCCCUUGCGAUGCUCCUCUUCCAUAUCCAUCCUCCUUUUCACAUUUAGGUUUAUAUGAACCUGAGCCUGCCAUUAAUAGAAACUUCCCUUUAAAAUACAUGUGAAAAUUUAUAAGUGGACUAAUACUGCUUGUCUUUCCCCCACCACAUAAAACUGGUUCUUAAGAUGCCAAUAGUGCAUUUGUGACUAUAUUCACAAAUGUAACCGGAAACUUUUAAGCCAAACUAUGAUGUGCAGCGCUAUGCACCCCCACCCCCGAAAUAAAGUGAAAUUUACUUCAUUCACAAGAGCCACCAUGUUCAGUGUUUAGUGAUAGGGCUGCUUUAAAAAAAAAAAAAAUCCAGCUUAAUUAUAAUGUCCAAAAAAAAAAAAGUUGCAUCUCUGUGAUCUUAAAUAAAUGAAGGGCUCUAAUAGGCUACUAGGAGUUGGCUUGGAAACAGUCCUUGGUCUCACAGGUUACCAUUGUCUAGGGAUGUCUGAGCUGUUUUCAGAUUUCAGAAUAGCACAGUGUCUUGUCUUUGGUUGCAGUCUCAUCUGGCUCCGUUUCUUGCACCUCCACAGCGCACAUGACCACUUGAGUGCGUUGCUCCAGCAGUGGAACAGCACCGUGCUGCAGGACAGUGCAGAUCGACAGGAGAGGAGAAAUUGUGCCCUCAGUGUUAAUUAACAAUGUGCCUUUUGUUCUGAAUGCCAUGUUGUAGGGCAUGCAUUUUUUGGCCUCUUUAACUCUUUGAAUACCAGGCAGUAAGGAUGGAACCCACCUCUGCAAAGAUACAUCUGUCUUAAAUAUCUAGUGACUUACAGGCCUUAAUAGAAACCACAAGGCGUAAAUCAUCAUCAGGCAUUGAAAAAGGUAACCACUGGUUAGUUACACCGGAAAUUCCUAUGUUUAAGGGGUUAAAGACGAUCUUUGUUGUAUCUUAUCAUCAGACUGAUUUUUUAAAUGAUAUUUUUUGUUAUGCUAACACUAGACAAAAAUCAACUGUAUUUGUAAAAAUUUACCUCAAACCAUUUAAUUUUAUAGUGUGAUUAAUCCCAGGGCAUUUGGUAUGAACCAAAGUGCAUUCCUUUUCUAUGUGCCUGGCUCUAGUACGGAUGGCCAGGGAUUUUUACAAUUUGGGUGCAAGGCACUUAAGCCACUUUUAAACUUAAUGGGUGGUUUGGAGUCGUGUUAAAGGACUCCAUCGGGAGGUUAGGCAACACUUCAGGCAUCAGUAGCAUUGGGCCAUAUUGGAAUCUUAAAAGUGUGAAUUAUUUUAAAAGAGAGCAUUCAUUUUUGUAAUUUUUUUCAUCAAGAGUAUUUCUGGUAAGCAGAAGACUUUUUAAAAAAAAAACUGAUUUGGUUGGUAAAGGUUUUAAUAUCGCCCAACAUAAUGCUGUGGUAGCAUUAAAAAAAAAAGUAUUUGUCAACUCUGUUUCUUAGGGGCUUGUACAUCUCUCUGCUAUGGACAUAGAUAAAAUUAAUUGUAAUUAUACUCAGCUCAACUGCUACAGUUAUGUCUAGGCAGUGGCUUGGGUUUUUAUCGAGCAACAACUUAGACACGUGACUGUAAUAUGCUGCAACUGUGUGUACUGAAAAUAUGUGAAAAUGGUUGAAUGUGGACUGUGUAUAUAUGUAUGUAAACAUUUCUGUGAGAUGCUGCUGUCGCCACUUAACAUGAAAUAUGUUCUGGUGGAUUUUAAUCCUAGUGGCCAGUUCUAUGAUACUGUAUGUAUUGUACAGCUGAAGAUAGGAGUAAGACUGUUCAGUGAAUAUUUGUUAACAUUUUAUUGUCGUGGCCAGAGAUAAUUUCAGAAUAAAAAUUUAAUGUCCUACCUUA